This is a messenger RNA of Vitis vinifera (wine grape), 1396 nucleotides long. RefSeq names its product endonuclease 4. The record is from RefSeq and is a predicted model, not a curated record. Gene Ontology annotation, biological process: DNA catabolic process. Gene Ontology annotation, molecular function: nucleic acid binding; endonuclease activity. Lineage: Eukaryota; Viridiplantae; Streptophyta; Magnoliopsida; Vitales; Vitaceae. The transcript is spliced from 10 exons. Bases 182 to 1153 code for a protein of 323 amino acids.
UUGGGUUCCUUUUAGCGUUGACACACGGUUUCAAGAAAACGACGAACUGAUUCUCGGUUUGGUUGGUGAGAAAAUUUUGUCCCAAGUAGAGGUUUAUCGGCAGCUACUCAUCCUGGCAUCUAGGUUUUGUGCUCUGUUGAUCCUGAUUAGUACAUGAUCCCGCUGGUUGCUGAGGAAAUAUAUGGCUUGGUCUGGGGUCUUGUUGAUUGUGAGGGCACUUGUUCUUCUGCAAUUGAUUCCUGGAAUUCUGAGUUGGGGAAAGGAAGGACACUAUGCAGUUUGUAAAAUAGCUGAGGGGUUCCUUUCUGAAGAUGCAUUAGGAGCAGUGAAAGCAUUGCUUCCAGAUUAUGCUGAAGGUGAUCUGGCUGCGGUUUGCUCCUGGGCUGAUGAGAUUCGUCACAACUUCCAUUGGCGAUGGAGUGGCCCUUUACAUUAUGUAGAUACGCCAGAUUACAGGUGUAACUAUGAAUACUGCAGAGACUGCCAUGACUUCAGAGGACACAAAGAUAUAUGUGUAACUGGAGCAAUUUACAAUUACACAAAGCAACUCACUUCUGGUUAUCACAAUUCAGGUUCAGAAAUAAGAUACAAUUUGACAGAGGCACUCAUGUUCUUAUCACAUUUUAUUGGGGAUGUCCAUCAGCCCCUACAUGUUGGUUUUACUGGAGAUGAAGGUGGGAACACAAUAAUAGUCCGUUGGUACCGGAGGAAGACUAAUUUGCAUCAUAUAUGGGAUAACAUGAUCAUUGAUUCCGCCCUGAAGACAUAUUACAAUUCAGAUCUUGCAAUCAUGAUACAAGCCAUUCAAAGAAAUAUUACGGGUGAUUGGUCCUUUGAUAUCUCAUCAUGGAAAAAUUGUGCAUCUGAUGAUACGGCUUGUCCAAACCUGUAUGCUUCUGAAAGCAUUAGUUUAGCUUGCAAGUUUGCUUACAGAAAUGCCACACCAGGAAGCACUCUAGGAGAUGAUUACUUCCUGUCUCGGCUACCAAUUGUGGAGAAGAGGCUAGCCCAAGGUGGGAUCCGCCUGGCUGCCACCCUUAACCGUAUCUUUGCUUCUCAACCAAAAAUCUCUCUCAAGCAUGAAGAUAAAAGGGUAGAGAAAACAACUCCAGUGGAUUAUAUAGAGUGGAGCCCACUGCAACAAUUUUCAUAACUUGAACUUCGUCAUACUGCAAUCUUCAUCUACCAUUUAGUUAACUUUAAGGCAAGCCAACAAGUGUAUAUUGUGUUUACUAUGUCACACUAUUCCUUUUUUAUCAGUUGCUUUGCCCAUCAUCUUCUCUUGCUUGUAUUAGACGUUGGGGGUUUGGGGCACCCAAAAAUGCGGAAUGUGAAACUUGCACUCAAAAAGGACCUUAUGUGAGCAUUGUAUAUAUAUAUAACCACUCAUUGGUCA